Dermatophagoides pteronyssinus (European house dust mite) is the source of this 456-nucleotide messenger RNA. RefSeq names its product 40S ribosomal protein S13-1-like. Lineage: Eukaryota; Metazoa; Arthropoda; Arachnida; Sarcoptiformes; Pyroglyphidae. The record is from RefSeq and is a predicted model, not a curated record.
AUGGCGAAAAUGUACGGCAAGGGAAAGGGUAUUUCCCGUUCAUCAUUACCCUACAACCGAAACGUUCCUUCUUGGUGCAAAACCAACCCUUCAGAGAUUGUUUCCCUCAUUGUUAACUUAGCCAAGAAAGGUUUUACUCCAUCACAGAUUGGUGUAGCUCUAAGAGAUUCCCACGCUAUUCCAAGAGUUCACAGCAUUACUGGUAGCACUAUUUCUGUUAUUCUUAGGAAAAAGGGAUUAGAAUCUGAAAUUCCUGAAAACCUUUACUUCUUAAUGCGUAAAGCCGUCACUAUUAGAAAGCAUUUAGACAGAAACAGAGCUGACAAAGACGCUAAGUUUAGACUUUCUCUUUGCGAAUCUAAAAUACAUAAAUUAUCUAGAUACUACAGAAGCCGAAGAAAACUUCCAGCCAACUGGAAAUACACUGCUUCCAAAGCUUCUGCAAUUGUUGCUUAG